AUGAUCUCCACCGCAACGAAGACAGCGUCGGUUACGCUGAAGGCCGUCGAAGAUCAGCGCAUGAGAGUGGACGGCACGGAUACGACGUUCGGAGACUGGAGGGACGACCUGGCUAGAGAUGGCUAUGCAGUCAUCAAGGGUGCAAUUCCGAAGGAGAGGGCCGACAAGUACGCAGACAAGAUGUAUAGCUGGUUGGAAGGAUUCAACCUCGGCUACGACCACAAUGACUUGUCCACGGUCCACAAAGACAAGCUCCCGUUGAUAACUGAAAAGGGCAUGUGCCUUCAAUAUGCUGUUACUCACGAAGACUUUGCUUGGGCCAUCCGAGGAGAGCCUGGCGUUGUUGGAGCCUUUGAGAAGGUUUACAAUACCAAGGACUUGAUCGUGUCGUUUGAUGCGAUCAACUUCACAUUGCCUCGCUCAGACCUGGCACCAAACAAGCCGUGGCCUCACCAAGACCAAGACCCAUUGAAACCUGGAUUCCGGUGUCUGCAAGGCUUGGUGAAUCUGCUUCCCAAUGGUCCAGAGGACGGCGGAUUGAUCGUGUGUCCGGGCGGACACCUGUUGUCCGACGAGUUCCAUAAAGACAUGGCGGACGAGGAACGCAUUCCAGCGUGGACACCAGAGUGGUAUGGCUUCACUGACAACGGCAUGAAGUGGCUCGAGAAGAAAGGCCUGAAGUGGGUGAAGGUGUGUGCAGAGCCCGGCGAUCUGCUGGUGUGGGACUCCCGCACCCCUCACUACAACCUGAGCUCCAAGACGAAGCAGCCUCGUUUUGCAAUCUACACAUGCUACAUGCCUGUGGAAGAUGCCACUCAAGAGGACUUGCGCAGGAAGAAGGAUGCGUACGAGCGCUGGGUGGGAACGACCCACUGGCCAAACGCGAGGCACACAGGCUCAAACGUUGCGAAAAGAGACGGAGUGGACGACCCGCACAAUCGGUUCGAGCCGGUGAACAAGCCGAUCAUGGAUGAGAGGACAUUCAAGCUGACUGGCAUUCCGUAUAUCAAGGCGGAAGUCUAA
Molecule: messenger RNA, 1023 nt
Organism: Alternaria ethzedia
Lineage: Eukaryota; Fungi; Ascomycota; Dothideomycetes; Pleosporales; Pleosporaceae
Exons: 3
Coding region: 1-1023 (340 amino acids)
Source: RefSeq, a predicted model, not a curated record